CAUUCUGAUACUACAGUAGGUAAAGGAAGCGAAGGCUUCCUUUACAGAUUUCCAUCUUCUUGACUUUUUCGAUCUUGUGACAUACUGCGCGCAACACCUUCUUGUUGAACAAAUAGCUACGAAGCAAUGCUCGUGCUCUAGUCCAGAUGGAUGUGAGAACGUGUCUGCGGUCGUUGCCGCCCGAAACCAUGGUGUGAGCCUGAUUGCAAAAGGUCACAUCUGCCUUUUCCGUUCAGCACCAUGUCGAAUGCCAAAGAAGAUGUCAAGUUUGCACAAGAGGAGGAAACUCGUAGGCCACCCCUGCGAUCUGUUCAAACAGAAGCUUUCAAUCAUGAUUCCGCUCCUUCCGAUGACUUAUCCGUCGACGAGCAAGCUGCCGUUUUGGAGGCAAUGUCCCUCGAGUCACCUCCAGGUCUGGUUCAGUCGCCCAGUAGUUACUCGACCGAGUUCAGUCCAACAAGUUCUGGUCCAUGCUCUGUUCCCAUCACUCCCAUAACACCUACAACGCCAAACUCACCCACGCCAUCCAAAUUCAUGACCGCUUUACAAGAUGUCCGGCAUUUUGCGGGUGGCCUGAUCGCUCACCCAUACGAGUCUACCAAGCACUAUUCCAUACUGCGUCAUUCAUCCGGACUGGUCUACUAUAGUGGUCCAACCACCAAUCUGGCCAUCACCAUCUUCUCAGACCGAGAAAUUCCACCAGACAGGACGUUAUGGUUGCAACGCAAAGGAUUCUCCGGCAAGACUGGGUUGAAGAUUGGCAGCUUGCUUGGUGCGCGAAGUACGUGGAUCAAUGUGACGCCGACCAUCAAGGCCAUCCCUGAUCAACUCGACCCAAACAACGAACGUGCAUGGCAGAGAGAUAUCAACAAAUUCCUCAAGAAGGCACCCAAGGAAAUCCGAUCCCAUCGUGUACGAGAGACCGACAUACUCCGUAUCCCUUGUGAUGCAGAUGAUGGUUAUCUAAGAGUGGUGCUUUGCACGGCGGAAGGCAAGAAGGUGCUUUGCGGCAGUCCCAUCUUCCGACUAGCAUCGUCAACCACCAGCUUCAGCUCCAUGCGAGGCGCAUCACUUAGCACCAUGCCACUUGAAGUCGGUGCCAAGAUUGGACAGUUCGUGGCUCGCAAUGCGGUCUCCGCCACGUUCACUCCACUGGCAGACAAUGCUCGAUCGGCUGUUACAGGUCAAUUGACUCAGAUAUACAAGCCCAGUUUUGCCGUGCAGGAAGUCGCGAACUACGCUUACAGCUCUGAAGCACCGAAAGUGCAAGGACGACUUGAUAAUCUGAACCAGCAGUACGAUCAAGCUCGGGAUGCUUCUCUGGAUCCAGUACAACAACACGCAUACGACGCUCUGGCGCGACCGGAUAUCGUAGGCCCCGAGUCUGGCCCUGUCCAGCCGUUCCCAGUUCGUUUCCAAGGGAAAGUGGUGCAGGGCACAGGGCGAAGCAAAGCAUUACUGAAAAUACCGACCGCGAAUCUGACGGGCGUACCUGACGAGAUUCUCUGGCGAUAUAAAGGUGUAUUCUUCGGUUGGGCAGCAAUCAGCUGGCCCAAGAAGGUCGAAUCCGAAAAGGGCGCCUCUGGCGUAUGGCACAAAGCCAUCAUUUUCAUGUCUCCUGAUCCGGACCGAAGGAGGACGGUGGUACACCGGAACACUGCUCGAGUUUAUCUGUUGCACGAUUUCCAAGCCACUCAACUGAUUGAUGCAAAGUUAUCCAUCAUGAUGAUGGGGUACCUUCGCGCCAUGGACGAACCGGGUCCGGAUGAGCAAGUGGAUGUUGACGCGCAAAUGUUUGAUAUCUAUAAAGAUGUCGCAGUUACUACUACAAGUCUGAGUCGACCCCCGUGGUCGGCAGAAGCAACGUUGGAGCGGAUCCGGUCAGCGGCGUCAAGCCGGUCCAUGACUGAGCGAUAUGUCGAUCUCAGACAGAAUACACAGAGGCAGAUUGACAGAGUCCCGGUCAAUCGGCUGGGCAUCAGGACGGAGAGUGCUGCUUUGAAGGACAAGUUGAUUGGGGCUGGAGGAGUCUGGAUUCCACGACAGUCACAGUCGUUGGGCUAUGCGUAUACGAAUUAAUGAACUGAUGUCUCUCUGUGUCACAUAUUGGAAUUGUAUCUGAGGCUGUGGCUACGGCCAUUCCUUAGAUUUUCCUGUUUAGUGUGGUCCGACCUCAAUCGAUGUACUUCACCCUCGCCUCACUCUCUGCCCUUUAUACAUUAAACCCACGGGAUUUUCAUCAACAAUCAGAGACAAAGCCAUCCGCUUCUUGGCCAACUGUAAAAGCAGGUUGGUUUCACAGUUAAUGGGCCGCUUUGGAUGAAGGAUUGUU
Exophiala viscosa is the source of this 2332-nucleotide messenger RNA. RefSeq lists its product as uncharacterized. The transcript has a single exon. Gene Ontology annotation, cellular component: mitochondrion. Gene Ontology annotation, molecular function: riboflavin kinase activity. Bases 241 to 2079 code for a protein of 612 amino acids. The record is from RefSeq and is a predicted model, not a curated record. Gene Ontology annotation, biological process: FMN biosynthetic process; riboflavin biosynthetic process. NCBI's taxonomy places the organism in Eukaryota, Fungi, Ascomycota, Eurotiomycetes, Chaetothyriales, Herpotrichiellaceae.